Fraxinus pennsylvanica is the source of this 420-nucleotide messenger RNA. The record is from the annotation of a GenBank genome assembly. Lineage: Eukaryota; Viridiplantae; Streptophyta; Magnoliopsida; Lamiales; Oleaceae.
AUGAUAGACAUGGAAGGGACUGGGAAAGUAAAGAAAGAGGAGUUGAAAACUUUGUUGAGGGAGAUUGACUUCUUUGUUUCCCUCAUGGUGCACGUUAGAGGAUUGCAGGCGCGUGAUAGGAAUAGUGACGCUGGGAAUGAGCCAUCGGAAGAUAAGGAGAGGAGCCGCUGGAAGAGCGGGAGAGGGAGGGUAAAGGGAGAAGGACGCUGCGAGCAGAGACGACGGUGGUGGGAUGACAUUGUAUUGGUGCGCAAUAUUCAUAAACGAUUUGUGAAUUUGACGGAGGUUGAGGAGCCUCUGAUACUAAACCCUUUGUUGAUGCUACCGCCUCUUGGGUUGGAUAGUGAUGAUGGUGAUGAUGAUGAUUUCGAGACUCUACGUGCCAUCAAAUUGCGUUUCAUAACCUAUGAUGAUUGUUGA